CCGUAACUCCCUCCCUGCCCACCCUUAGCACAUGGGUGCCCCCCAUCUCCGCGCCCUCCCCGCCUCCCGCAACCCCCGCGCCGAGGAAGCGGAGCCGGAGGCAGUGCUGAGCCGGAUAUGCAGCGACUCCCCGCAUCCCUCCUUGGUAGAGCGCGGUGACGCUGAGGCAGCCACCACGGAGAGGACACAGGACCCCCCCCUGGGCCCGCCGUGCCCCUUUGAGGGGGUCGCCUGGACCCCAAGGCCCCCGCAGGGCCCUCCGCAGGGCUGCUUUGCCUGCAUUGCCAAGCCCCCAGCCCUCCGGCAAGCCUCGCCCGUCCUGUCCCCUUCCUCUGCCGUUUACCUCAUGGAGAGCAAGAGCUGCAAAGGGGACAGCCUGCGGCCAGCGGUCCCAUGCAAGCACUCUGUGGAGAAGAAGACGAUGACCAACCCCACCACCGUCAUUGAAAUCUACCCUGACACCACCGAGGUGAAUGACUACUAUCUCUGGUCCAUCUUCAACUUCGUAUACCUCAACUUCUGCUGCCUCGGCUUCAUCGCCUUGGCCUAUUCCCUGAAAGUCCGGGAUAAGAAACUCCUCAAUGACUUAAAUGGAGCAGUUGAAGAUGCGAAGACAGCCCGGCUUUUUAACAUCACCAGCUCGGCCCUUGCCACCUUCUGUAUCAUCCUUAUCUUCAUCUUCCUGCGAUACCCCCUCACUGACUACUAGAGCGAGGCCAACAUCAGUGGCCACCGCCAAAAUGCCUCUAUGCCAGAAGUGUCUGCAGUUGUUUCUUGUAGCAAGGACGCAAAAAAACCCACCAACCCACAAACCAACCAACCACUCCACCUUGACUGCAAAAAGAAAAAACAAAAAAGCAACCAAUUAAAUACAUAAGUAAAAAUUAAAUGAGUAUAUCAGCCCAGCUGAGCAUACCCUUCCUGCCCACGAACAGAAUGUGAACUGCUGUAGGAAAGGGUCUGACUCUUACACAUGUACAGGGAGAAAAACAGACUGAGAAAUAUUUAUUUUAUGGCCAACAAGCUGUGUGACAAGAGUGUGCAAAGCCCAGAGUGAUGCAUGGCUGGCAGCCAAGAGCUGAGCUCUGGGGAGCAGAGGGGUCCUGCCAAGCAGGAGGCAUGGGUAGGGAUGGAUGGGGGCCACAGCAGGGCCAACUCACAACAUAUCAGGUGUGUUCAGAACCCCCCACCCCACCCCCCUGACGUGCAACAGGUUUUUUUCCUUUUCUUCUCUUGGAUUUCAUUCAUUGAUUCAAAGUCCCAACCCCUGGAGAGCUGAGGGGGUUAGGUAAUUCAUGCUUGGGAGCCCCAAAGCCUCCAGAGGAACUCCAAAAUGUUAAAGGGCAGGUUUGUCCUUGGGAUCUCCCGGCAGUGCUGAGAAGGAAAGCACCUUCUGGAGAAGUCGCCUAAGACCCCUAAACCGAGUGCUACUGUAUUUCUGUAAAUGGUCAAUAAAAGAUACCUCUGAAA
This is a messenger RNA of Colius striatus (speckled mousebird), 1470 nucleotides long. RefSeq names its product interferon induced transmembrane protein 10 (gene IFITM10). The transcript is spliced from 3 exons. Bases 32 to 709 code for a protein of 225 amino acids. Lineage: Eukaryota; Metazoa; Chordata; Aves; Coliiformes; Coliidae. Gene Ontology annotation, cellular component: plasma membrane. The record is from RefSeq and is a predicted model, not a curated record.